GAGCGAGAGCGAGAGGCCGGUGGAGAAAUACCGACAGUCUAAACAAAACAGAUGAGAAUGCAGGAUGGGCGACCGAGCGGACGCUGCGUUUAAAACAACUGGAUCCAAAUGGUUGUUACCUGUCAGCCAGUUCUUUGGGUUUCCUCUGGACCAGGUGAAUUUUUUAGCCUGCCAGGUGUUUGCCCUCGGCGCUGCCUUUUGGUUUCGUCUCUACCUCAGCCCCAGCCAUGCCAGUCCCCUGGUCAGACAUGCUGUGGCCACUCUGUUUGGCAUUUCCUUUCUCAUCUUCUGCUUUGGCUGGUACUCAGCCCAUAUCCUGAUCCUGGUGCUUGCAAGCUACUUCAUCAUUAUGAAAACUGACAUCAGAAACAUACACAGAUAUUCAAUGGUGAUGGCUAUGGGCUAUCUGACAGUGUGUCAGGUCAGUCGAGUCUUUAUCUUCAACUAUGGAAUACUGUCCACAGAUUUCUCCGGACCUCUGAUGAUAGUAACGCAGAAGAUCACCACACUGGCUUUCCAGCUACACGAUGGCGUGUGUAAAAAGCCCAAGGAACUUACCCCUGACCAGAGACGUCUAGCUGUACACGAGAGGCCCUCUCUCAUCGAGUACCUGAGCUACAACCUGAACUUCCUGAGUGUUUUGGUGGGGCCCUGCAGUAACUACAAGGACUUUAUUGACUUCGUAGAGGGAAAACACAUCCUCAGACGGCUCAGACAGCACUCAGGGACCUGCAACGGACAGAGCAGUUACGACAAGGCUGCCUUGCCAUCGCCUUUGAGUGCAGUCUGUCGCAAGCUGCUGGUCUGCUGCUGCUGCAUGCUGUUCUUCCUCACUGUAACCAGGUCCUUGCCGAUCACAUAUAAUGUCGACUCCCACUUUGUCAGCCAUGCCCCCUUCCUCACCAGGCUCACCUACGCUUUCUUCUCCAUACAAGCAGCAAGGCCCAAAUUCUAUUUUGCAUGGACUCUAGCUGAUGCCAUCAACAACGCUGCAGGUUAUGGUUUUAUGGGGAUUGAUGAGAACGGAAAGGCAUCCUGGGACCUCAUCUGCAACCUCAACAUCUGGGGGAUUGAGACAGCAACCAGCUUUAAAACAUUCAUUGACAACUGGAAUAUUCAAACGGGCGUUUGGCUCAAAACUGUGUGUUAUGACCGGGCCCCCCGUUAUCGUGUGGCGUUGACUUUUGUCCUGUCUGCUUUGUGGCAUGGUGUUUAUCCAGGAUACUACUUCACUUUCAUAACUGCUAUCCCCAUCACUAUGGCAGCACGCGCUGUACGCAAAUCAUUCCGCCACCACUUCCUGUUUUCCAGAGAGGUGAAACUGUUCUAUGACAUCAUAACAUGGGCAGCCACUCAGCUAGCUAUCUGCUACACUGUCAUGCCUUUUCUACUGCUGGCAGUAGAACCUACGUUGGUCUAUUACAGUUCCAUGUACUUCCAUGUGCACAUCAUCAGCAUUCUGUCCGCAAUCACCCUGCAUCAGAAACACAAACCCAAGGACCUCUCGGCCACUGCCAAACAUUUUUCUUCGUCCUCCUCUCCUUCUGUGGACUCGUCCCAGUGCCAGGCUGCUCACUCUAACAACAACAUUAAGGGUGACUGAAAACGCCUCUCCUCUUUCACCAUCAUCCACCCCCGGACCCUGAGUCCACAGUGUUCCUCGCAAACAAACCCCUAAAGGGCAUUCAGUAAACUCAAAACAGGACGCCUUCGUAUUAUUUAUUUUUCUAUGACAGGACAGAGGAAAAAGUGACGUGAACGCAGGGGAGGGAAACAACAAUUACGACACAACAGGAUGUAGGAGUGGAACCAAUGCCAUUGGACGUAUAUGAUAUAUAUGAUGCGAUAUAUGUGCCAUUAACAUGCUGAAAAAGUGAGACUGGGUGUAGCCAGUACU
Messenger RNA from Lampris incognitus (smalleye Pacific opah), 1897 nucleotides. It is a transcript of the gene mboat1, whose product is annotated as membrane bound O-acyltransferase domain containing 1. The transcript is spliced from 13 exons. The coding region runs from base 65 to 1603 and encodes 512 amino acids. The record is from RefSeq and is a predicted model, not a curated record. NCBI's taxonomy places the organism in Eukaryota, Metazoa, Chordata, Actinopteri, Lampriformes, Lampridae. Gene Ontology annotation, molecular function: acyltransferase activity. Gene Ontology annotation, biological process: lipid modification. Gene Ontology annotation, cellular component: membrane.